Panicum virgatum (switchgrass) is the source of this 856-nucleotide messenger RNA. RefSeq lists its product as uncharacterized. The record is from RefSeq and is a predicted model, not a curated record. The coding region runs from base 62 to 541 and encodes 159 amino acids. The transcript has a single exon. NCBI's taxonomy places the organism in Eukaryota, Viridiplantae, Streptophyta, Magnoliopsida, Poales, Poaceae.
UCGUGCCAUUUUAUACGUCUUUGAUGCCCUUGGACCCACUUGCAGACCCCCGUAUUUUUGUAUGGCCCAAAAUACCCCUGUUGCUUCUCUCCCAAUACUCACUGACGUGUGGGGCCCACACGUCAGCUUCUUCUUCAACCUUCGGUGCUUCUUCUUCCUGCAUCCCCUCCGCUGGCUCCCCUCCGCUGGCGCCCCCCUCCCCUGGCUCCCCUCCGCCGGCGCGCCUCCUCCCUCUCUCUCCAUCCUCUCCCCUUCCUCUCUCCCGGGUGCUGCAGGGCCCCAGGCCGGCGGCGGCGCCGGCGACAACAAGCUGCUGGCCGGGUACCUGGCGCACGAGUUCCUGCGGCGCGGCACGCUCCUCGGUGAGCGGAGGCUGGAGCCGUCGGGGCGGAAGGAGAAGGAUCCCGUCCUCGCCGUCCCCGCGCCCGAGCCGAGCAGGCGCUACGCGGAGGUUUCGCGGCUGCUCAUGGCUGGCGGGGCCCGCAUCCCCGGCAUCGUCAACCCAUCGCAGCUCGGCCGCUGGCUCCGGAUUAAGGAGUGACCGGCCGGCCAUGCCGUGAGGCCGCAGAGGGAACGCGCGGCGGGGCGGCAUUGCCUGCUGGCUCGCCUCGCCUCGCCUCGGCGGCCGACCAACCCAAAGAACAGCGGAUGCAUCUGGACACAGCAAGCGGGUUUGUCCUGUCAUUUUCCCUUCGAUUUUUUCGUGUGGUAAUUAGCGAAUCAUUUCCCCUUGUCAAAAUUCUAGUGUAGUUGUCGGAUGAGAAACCGGAGGCACUGCUGCUACUAGCUUUCGCCGCUUCCAUUACUCUGAAAUCAUCUGCAUCGGCGGAAAAAAAAUUUGUGAUGAUAUGCGUAG